Messenger RNA from Didymodactylos carnosus, 837 nucleotides. The record is from the annotation of a GenBank genome assembly. Lineage: Eukaryota; Metazoa; Rotifera; Eurotatoria; Philodinida; Philodinidae.
AUGCCUGCUACGACAUGUGUCACUCGCUCAGAAUCGUUUCCUGAUUUAAAAUCAAGACUACAACAAUUAGAAGUAGCAAUGGGCGUUCGACUCAAUGUGGCCAAAGGAAAGAUGAAUAGGCAUUCUACGACUGUAAGUGAAGCUGAAGGAAUGCAAAUUUCACCACCUUCAUCCGUCUCUUCUUCAUCAGCUAAGGUGUUACCAUCAAUUAAAGUUUUAAAAUGUCAACGGUCAUCAUCAUCGUGCGAAAGUGAAAAUAAACCGGUGAUAAAACGCUUAAAAUCAACAACUACUAUGGAACAACAACCUUCAUUAAUUAAUCAGCAACAACGACCACAGCUGCCACCAGUUACGAUUAAUCAGCCAAUAUCGAACGCGAAGUCCAUGCGUAAACACGUUCCACCACGUCCUCCAACUAUUGCAUCGCGUACAUCAACACCCACAGGUCAAAAACGUACGAUUAUCACAUCGAAAACACGAACACCCAUAAAUAAUUCAUCAAAUUCUUCAUUAUCAUCAAAUUCAAAUAAUACAGUAUCAUCACCAUCAAAUUAUCAAACUCCAAUGUCAUCAUUAUCUUCAUUGUGUUCACCCGCUCCUCCCAUUGCUUCUCGACGUCAUUUAUCUGUUUUGGGAGAAAAAUGGACAAAUGAUAUAAUUAAACACAAUCUUUUAUGGUUAACUUUAAAUGAAUUAGAUCAAGAUGAAAUACAAGAAGUUUUAUAUCAUUUUGGAUCGACAGAAAAUUUUUUACAGGAACAGUAUUUAUUUACGGCAGCACAAAAAAAAUAUCGAUUCAUCAAACAUAAACAAUAUGAUGGUAUCCAUUAUUUAUAA